This is a messenger RNA of Amoebophrya sp. A120, 3229 nucleotides long. The record is from the annotation of a GenBank genome assembly. Lineage: Eukaryota; Dinophyceae; Syndiniales; Amoebophryaceae.
AGGGGUGCUAGAUGAGUACUUUUCAUACGCAAAAAGUUUUCUGGCUUUCAGUUCGACAACUGCACUUUCUUUUUGCUAAGUAGAUACUUGUAUUAGUAUACGGCCCUUAGUAGCUGCAGGUGUUUUAUUAUUAGCUUCGAAUAAGCGCCACGGAAACCCCCCUGCCGAAAAUGUCGCGAUUUGCCUUCCUUCAAUCCGAUGACUCGUCCGAUAGCGAGACGGAGCAAGCCCCGAAGAUUGUGGAAAAGCCAAUGCCACAGGUAUAAUUGUACGGAUUGAAUACGCAUGAGACAACGUUUCCUCAUUUUGCGCUUCUUGCAUGCGAAACUUUUUCAGUGCGCAAAGAAAGGUAUGUUCUUUGUGAUGCAGAUAAGUAGAUUUUUGCCUACGGGAAACAAAUGAAGUUACUCGAUCAGGCCGGUGGUAUGGCAGCUCCGGUUACUUCCUUCGCGGAAGAUGCGGGCGAUUUCCGAGCGGUACCGAAAAAGAAGGCUCACCACAUGAAGGCAGAUGCAAAAAUGGUACAGGAACACAUCCAGCAGCUGGACAACAGCACGACCACACCAGGUAUGUAUAAUGUGGGACGACUUUCAUUUUGUUUUGCUGCCACGAUGAAAAUUUCUGAUGCUGUUUUAUUCACGAUUGGUUGGUGGCUCGAUUUGUGGUGUGAAAUUUGCAAUGCAAAAAUACCAUUGCAGUUUACGCGAACGGUGGUCAUGCUGCGGGUCAGGGGAUCUCUCCAGCGCACCUCGUUAUCUCCCCGGUGCAGAAGUCCACACCAAAAAACGCCGCUGCGGUCGCAAUGGAUCCGUCGGCGCUGCAAACGCAGUCACCACUGGACAAGAAGGUACUACUCAUAGUGAAAGCUAUUUUAUUUUUGUCAUGCACAUCAUCAACCAGUAAGUCUUUAUCGUGCGUUUUUUCUAUGAGAUGCAUUGUCAAUAAUUUCGAAAAAUCAACUCACCACAGGCUAUGAAGAAGGCCAAAAAGAAGGCUGCCAACAACCGAUUUGCAUGCUUCGUGGACAGCGAUGAAGAGAAGGGAGAAGAUUCCUCCGAGGAAGAGGAGGCAGAUGACGUCACACCAAUAGCCAGCCACAUCGCACGUACUGAACUUGGUGUCAUUUGCUUUGUCAUGCGUAGUACUCAUACUCCUGUGAAUAAGAAUAACAUCGCUUUUUCUUUUUCUCUAUUACUGGUGCUCUCGACGAACACCUCUUUUGACUGUGACCACUUCCUGCAAAAAUACAAAUUAUCCAAAACAGCGGUCCUCCCAAAGCACAUUGGAUUGCUGAACCAGAGCGCACAACCGGAUUAUUUCGCUAUCGUCCACAUGGAAUCCACGGUCAAGCCCGAGGUAUUAUUGCUUUGUUGAUUCGCAGUUGUGCAUGACGCAUUUUUAUUGCCAUGCCUGACCCUGACGUCGAAAAUAAAGUUUUGCAUAAAUAAUUUGCACACACACACACACACACACACACACACACACAAGGCAACAUUUCUGUAUGACAUUCCAACAACAGCGCGACCCGGUGGAGGAACUGAAGAAGCCCUUCGUGUCUGAAGUCGUGUCCGUCAACAUUUCCUUUUUCAAUAGCAAAACAAAGAAGACCGACUUUUCGUUCAAAAAACUCGUGCGACCGACCGUGUUCCCGGUGCUGAGCCCGCAGACGACAGAACAAACGAGCAUUUCCAAUGAAGAUCUGGACAAGAGCCACGCGCAGCCACUGGAUGAAGUUUUGCGGGAACUGGAACGCUUUUUCAAGGAGAACAACCUGGUAUAAUGAUUGAUACGCUUCAAUUUCAUCACAAAUUUUUGCUCCAUUUUUGCAUGUUUUGCACGAAACAGCCUAGUAAGUUAUUUUCCUCACUAAAGUGAGUAAAUUCACAACUACGAUUUCUAUCACUAUGACAUUCUCAGGUCUCCGCGCUGCGUAACAAGAAGAAGCCGCUUUCCCAGAUCCAGUCGAAUCUGUGCGAGUUCGUUUUUGUCACCUACGGUGCGGAACCGCUGCAAUCCUCCUUCACCAAAGAGUGCAAGAGAAAACAGAUCCCGCACGCCAACGUGUGGAAAAAGUGGUGCGAUUUGCGGAAGGUCUACGAGGAAAACUACAAAAAGUCCGCGCCGACGUUGGAGGAUAUGCUGCGUCAGAUCUGCAUGGAAUUCGAGGGCGUGCCGCGGGUGGACGACGGGCAGAACGUGGCGAAGGCGCUCGCGGCUAUGCUCACCGACAUCCCGGACAAGAUCACGGUCAACAGCAGCCUGCAGGCGUGAGUUUCUGUUUCUUGCGACAGAUUUUCUUGAAAAAUCGGCACUAGUGCACGACUUCUGGGAAAUAAAGAACGGGUCGUGUGCUGGAGUGCUGCUGAAAAUCGCGGGAGCGGACCAUAAUAUCACGUAUUAACCAGCACAGAACUACUAACAACUUUCCAAAUACAAUCAAGCAGCUAGUGCAGUUCAUUUCACACUAGUCGUGAAUAUCGAUCUGACGCAGCAUCGAACACAGACAAGUUCAGACAAACUCAAUCUAGACGCGACAAUCCAUCAGACAGUUUUAAUUUGAAAUUUAGACACAAAAGAGCGACUACACCGGCGAUCUGAGCGAGCAGGUGUGUACUAUUUAGGAACUAAAAGCUGCACAACUCUCGCCCAGAGCUUUUGCAGAGCUCGAGGAACACUCGUUUUUUUGUACAUCAGAAUUGCAAGAAGAAACAUGAAGCGCCGGAGCAGGUGGCUUUGGCUAGAGGGAUUCCUGCAAGCCAGAAAACUGCCUUUCAUUUUCAGCAAGCUUCAUUAUCCCUCAGGAUCGUGGGGAAGAUGAAAGUAAGUAGACACGGAAGAACAAAUGUAACGCGAUUCACUAGAACUACCUCCACCGCGUCCCCACGAAAAAUAAAGGGAUUGCUUCGGACGAAAGAAUGCAGUCUUUCUUACUUGCAACUGUUUCACACGACUAGCUUUUAACGAGCAAUGCACGUAGGAGGAAUAUUAAAAAUCUUCUGAACCUGCUUAGUGAACUGGUAUUUUGACGAAAAAACUUAACGACUACAACAUCUGUAGUAGCGCAAUUGUGACUGAUUUUAGGGAAUAUUCUAUCAAAGAGUCUGCUUAUCUGCUUUUGCUUUCACCACGACAAGAGACGGAGAAUGAUCUUUUUUCUCUGCAUCUCAAAAUGACUUCUUGGAGUUUACGAAAACAUUUUUUCACAGAAUGUCCUAAGCGAGUCAGUACC